AUGCCGAGCCCUCCUCCCGCCCUUCCUCCUCCUCCUUCUCCUCCUCCCGCCGGCGGCAUGCGCCCAGCCUUCCUCUUCCUCCUCCUCCUCCUCACCCUGCCCGCUCGCGGCCGGAGGGAGCGGCUGCCCGGCGGGGGACACUCCACGCCUUCCUCCUCCUCGUCCUCCUCUCCCUCUUCCCUGACGGCGGCGGGCCCGGGCCGACGGCGGGGCCGGCUGUACUGCCGGGUGGGCAUCGGCUUCCACCUGCAGCUGCACCCCGACGGCCGCGUGGACGGCGCGCACGCCGCCAGCCCGCUCAGCGUUCUGGAAAUCUUUGCUGUCUCUCAGGGGAUCGUUGGAAUCCGAGGAGUUUUCAGCAACAAAUUUCUAGCUAUGUCAAAGAAAGGAAAACUCCACGCAAGUGCGCGCUUCACUGCUGAGUGCCAGUUCCAUGAGCGCUUCCAGGAGAACAGCUACAACACCUAUGCCUCGGCUGUGCACCGUGGGCAGCGCUCUGGCCGCCAGUGGUACGUGGCCCUCAACAAGCGGGGCAAGGCCAAGAGGGGUUGCAGCCCUCGUGCCCGUCCCCAGCAUGUCUCCACACACUUCUUGCCCCGCUUCCGGCAGCCCCCUCCAUCCCAGCUGGCUUUCACCGUCGCCCGCCCUGAGAAGAAGCCACCACCCCCACCACCGCCGCCGCCCAAGAAGAUGGCCACGUCACGGCACAGCCCCGCUCCUGGCCGCUACCGGCUAAAGUUCCGCUUUGGGUAGUGGCUCCUCAGGACACUGAAGGGCUACUGGGUAGGGUGAUGCUGGGAUGGACGUGGCAAGGACGUCUAUUGGCAGAGAUGGGACCCACAGUUCAGCUGCUGAUGGUAUUUUGCUGUGGAACCUCCGUGGGACCGUGACACCUUCCCUCUCCUGUCCGGAGUUGGCUGAGCAUUGCGUUGUCACAGUGCUAUCGUGACAGUCCUCUGGGCUGAGCAAACCAUGGACCUCAGCGCUCCUCACAUGUCUUCCAUGUGUAUUUGUAUAUAUGAGCAACAAGAUGUAGGACACACCAGAAGUUCACAAAAAAUCUGGACUGUCUGAGGUCAUACAGCUUCUCCUAAGUUUUCCUGGAUGAGUCCCUCUGAGCCAUCUCUCGUUGCAUCCUGAGUUUGCCAUGCUAACAGAACUCUGGCUGCUGCUGGGUGGACAUCUUAUGAACUCUAUCUGAGAGAUGUGAUAUCUUGUGUUAAUUCUUAACAUUGACAGAUACUGAUUUCAGAUUGCAGCCUUCCAUGUUGGAGAGGAGGCCUGCAGGGCAAACGCAACCCAGCACGGCCGUGACAUCCAUGAGGUACUCUGUGCUGUCACUGGCUUUAACUUUACAGACACAUUAUUUUGAGUAGAAGAGCUGCUAUCAGAACUAAUAGGAACAAAACAAUGUCUAAAUCAUAAGAAGAAAUCCCACACCACUGCCUCCAUGAAUGUGUGAAGUGACAUGAAUGUGUUUAUUUCUACCUAGGAGAACCACUGCUGUUCCUUGUAGGAUGUGACUUCCCUCAAUAAGUCCUAUGUGAGCACAGGAGCUGUGCAGAGCUUUAUGUUGCGUUGAACAUUAACAUCAACUUUGAUGCUUACAGAAGCCUUCAUAAUCCAUUAGAGUGCUGGGUGAGAGAAAAACAGUAUACAACCAGAAGUGAGCUACAAUGUUCACACUGCUCCUGUUUUGGUGUCUUCUAGGUCUGCUCCUGGCAUAUGGCUGCCCCUGAGACACUUGACCAAGUUGUGACUGAGCAUGCUGUUAAAGCUAAGCUUACUUCCUGGGCUUACUGAUGUUAAGUUUCAAUUAGUAGCAUUAAGAUAGCACAAUUCACAACAUUCUUCUGGGUGACACCAUUUUGACCAAUUUCACAAAAUGUUCUCUCAAUUUUUUUCACGGUAACUGUUAGGAAAGUGUUACAAAUAAAUAGAGAAUGGAUCACGGGAAGGAGUUCUGGGUGAUGGGAGCAGCCAUUGGCUUUGGAGGCAUGUCCAAGGAGAAAACAGACUGGCGUGCUGUGAAACACUGCAACUUACUUAAGGGGAAAUCAUCAGUAAACUUUUUUCUUUUGGGUAAGGUUCUAAGUUAGUAUGAAGAUCAAGCAAAGUAACACUGAAGUCAUAGUAACUUAAACUGUAGAACUAUAGAAUCAUUUGAGCUGGGAAGGAUCCUUAAAGGCUGUCUGUCUCAAUUCCCCUGCAAUGAUUAGGGAACCUACAGUGACAUCAGGUGCUCAAAACAUCUCCAGCUUGAGUGUCUCCAGGGAUGGGGCUUCCAACACCUCUCUGUGUAACCUGUGCUAGUGCCUCACCACCCUCUUCGUAAGUGACAAGAUGGGGCUCCUUUGUUGAGCCCAGGUAGAUUUCACCAGGCUUUAUGAGCUUUUCUUAGGCACCCAGAGUGAGGUACCACUGAUGAUCAGAAAGUAAUAUGAGAGGUUUUUUGUUUAAGUAUGCAAAACAAAAAACAAAACAAAAAAAGCACCAGAUUUCCUCCACGGGGUUCACAGAAUUACAGAAUUGUAGGGGUUGGAAAGGACCUCUAGAGAUCAUCGAGACCAACCCCCCUGCCAAAGCAGGUUCCCUAAGGUUCCUAAGCAGGUUAUUUUAAAUUCUAAUGGAAAGGGAUGGAAACAGCCUUGGGGAGAAAGUUCCUGUUCUUAUUCUGCACGGGAAUAUUUGUCCUGACUGCUUCCCUUUUGGCUGAGGAGCUCAUGGAGUAAUGCCCUCUAGCUGCCUGGAGUGUGCUUUGUCUGCAGAUCCCAAAGCAGCAGUCACUUUGCUGUGAAGAUUCCCAGAGGAAAUCCACUCUACUCUUCUGUUGGCUGCAGAAGAGAUGUGUUGGCCCUGUGCUGAACCAGAAUGGGGAAGAGGAUUGAGCUGUGCCUAGUGCUAACGGAGCGUGGAUUUGGGGCUGCUGCAGCACCAACUGCUGCUGUAUUCAGUGCUGUCCCAUCAGCUGCUUGCCACAUCCAGUGCUGCUCACUGCUUCCCCCCACGCUGCUUUGCCCAGUGAAUGGCUGAAACCUCUUUAUAUCUGCAAGGUCUGCAGAAAGCAAAGGGAAGAGGAGGAAAAAAAGCCCAAGUUUUUGGAGAUGGUGCACUUUGUGCCCUGACAUCAUGUGUGGACUUGCUGAGAAAGAGCAGGGCUCUGGGUGCCACCACUGGCUGCAGAUAACACCAAUGUGGAACUUUGGCAAUGCCAGAAGGUAACGUUUUUGUUGCUUAAAGGUCUCCUAAUUUGAUUACAGGCUGUAAUGUGUUUGUUUUUAGGGGAUGGGACAUGGAUGUGAUGUGUUUUCCUCUCAGAACCUCAGUCCUCCUCAUUUCCUUCUGACACCUCAUUUACCUCACUUGGGCUGAAUCAUCCAUAGAGAUACGAAUCCACAUUUUAGCUGUCAGUAUGAUUUGCUAUGUUUUCUUUGUGUAGGUCAGAAAUCAGCAACUUCAUAAUUCUUUCAAGCCAAUAUUAUCUUUUGCUGUAGUCUGUUAUGCUCUAUUUCAUUCUCUAUAUGGUCAAGACUACACUUUUUCUGCAACACUUCAAUAUGAUUCUUGAAGUUUCCCUUCUCCCAUUUGAUACAUAUUUCUUCUUUUCUUCAAUCCAAUCCUAGUGUCCUUGAACAUGUCCUGCCUGAUGGAUACCAUACCUCCAGCAUGGAGAAAGCAGAGCAGUGCAUGUGAUGCCUGCAGGUCUGGAAGAUGAGACCACUCCAGGAUGGCUCUUUCUCAGCCCAGUCAGAAGAGUAUUUGUGGAUUUUCUUUGGAUCAAUUGCACUCAGCAACUUUACAGGACAACUCUGGACCGAAUGGAGGCCUCAUGGACUUUUCUGCAACUGCUGAUAAGAGUCUCAGAUAUUAAAUGCAAACCAAUUUCUUGAAGUUCCUUGUUGAAAUUAACCAUGGAACUUCUUCCAAGGCUUUGCAGAGCCCAGGCCUUGCAAAUGUAGUAGAGCUACUUCAUCUUUUGUCCCCUGCUAAGCUCCCUCAGAGCAAUUACUGAGCUCCAAUAGCUAUUUUUUCUGUGAUCUUAUGGAAGAGGUAUGGUUAAUCAUAUUUCAAUUUGACAUGCCUCUGUGCUCUCAGUGCUGGCUGGGACCAGAAGGUGACAGCUUUCAUCCUGUAGCUAACCUUCUGCUUUUUGGCUCAGCCAAACUGAGUAAGAACUGGAACACAUGUGGUGAAAUCCAUGGCAAGCGUAUCUCAGAGCUUUUCUCUUCUGCCCCUUUUUAAUAAGCCCAUAAUGCAGAGAUAACAUUGACUGACACCACUGGUAUUGGAACAAUUUCUGGGAGCUGAUUUUUUUGAAGCUUGCAUGUGUCAAUAUUUCAGGAAUGGAUAAACAGAGCAAACUGAAAAAGCCUUAUGAAUAUUUCAUGGUGGCCCUUUUGGUCCAGGAAAACAGAUUUUUUUUUUUUUUUUUAAUGUCUUUUUACUCUCUCCACAAUUCUUCCCCUCCUCCUCCAUCUCCUGCUUUUGAGUUUUUUAAAUUAGUUCCUUAUCGGGAAGGGGAUGAUGGCCUGUUCCUGACUCUAAACCUAAUAGCAGGAUGGGGACCAGGUCUUUCUCUUCUUCAAUUUCUUAUUACUUGUUCUACUGUGGUAACAGCAACAUCCUUUUCUAACCAUUUAGGAUGAAGCAGCAUUUCUUGGACUAAUGAAGGAAGGAGACAAAUGUCAAUGCUUUAUUGACAGUCCUUGGUUUUGUUUACUUAGCCCUGGAUUGAGUGGGACAGGGCAGAUAUCAAUGAAUUUUUGGGCAUUGCACCAACACAAGUAGACAUUUAAAUUAGCUCCAGUUGUUCUUUCUGGGCUUUCACCAAACUUUUGAUGUCUACAUACUCAAAUGAAAAAUAAACAAAAGUCAAUUGAGACUGUAGAGACCAUUUCAUUGAGCAGUCUCUUUCUACUUCCCCCUGUAUGCCUAAUGCUAUUGAAAAUCAGUGUGCCAAGUGGAUGCCUUCAGCACACAACUUUGGAAUCAUUUCCUUUCUUGGGAGUGGGAUUAAGAGACAUUAAAAAGACUAUUGAUACAUGCUUCUGAAAAAGAAAAGUAGCUGAACAUAUAUCUGACAUACAUUUUUACUGCUAUAGAUUAAUACCUGAGGGCUGUUUGGUUCUCAGUGCUUGAGAGCCGUCCCCCCCAAGUUGCACACAGUUUCUGGUAGUCCCAAGUGUUCCGUCUUCGAUGUCCUUAACACAAUCUUAAAUGCUUUGUGAAGAGGCCCAGGUGUGUUUGGGUAGCUUUCUAUUCCAGGCAGUGAAUUUGUUACACUAACAGCAAUGUUUUUUCACCUGGCGAUGUGUUGCAAUAAUCAGCGUUCUUUGUUUAAGAAUAAAUUGAGCCUUUUUUUUUUCCUUUAUAAAUUGUGGAUAGUUUGGGGAAAAGUUUUGGAAUAAAUAAAUGAAAUGUGUUUAAGUAGGUGCUGGAAAAUAUUUCCUUUUCAGAGGGGAAGUUUAUUAUUUUAUGAGUAAUCUUCAGGCAAAGGAAACCGGAGUCCAGGAAAUGGAUUUGCCAAUGGAUUCCUGCAGUUCAUAGCCUGCUGCUUCAGAUUUCUUUCAGGCAAGAUAGAUAGUGGAACAAGCACGAACUCUGGUUAAGAUGAGCUAAAUAUAUAGAAAAGAUAAAUAAUUCACAAGUUUGGUAUCUGUUUCCUUUCAGGCAUAACUUUGCCUAAGGUAGGAUGCUCAAAUGUCUGCAUCUUCUUCCAGCUUCGUCCCACUGAGUGUCACAUGAAUGUGUAUCUUCAAAGAGAUGAAAUUCAGCCCCUCUGUAUCGACUGAAAAACAAAGAAGAUUUCCUCCUCUGAAGUAUAUCAAGGGUUGCAAUUUUUGCAGAACCACAAUGCAGAGCUAAAAUAUCCCUCUACAGCAAAGUAAGAGGAGAAACAAGCCCACAUUGAGGACUAGACUGAAUUUUCUUCCUGGCUGCCUCCAACACAGCAAAUAGUGAUUUGUGAGAAAGGUACCAAAUCCCCAGAAAAUUCACUUGCUAACUUCUAAAGGACAUGUGCUAAUGCUGUCUGCGUGUCCAAGAUUCAGCUGUGGUUAAGCCCCUUUUUAAGCAAACACCACGUUUGGCACUAGCAUGUGGAUUCUUACCUUUAAGCUAGGAACUGACCUUCAACUGAGAAAAUAAAGUACUAGGAUGAGCUAUUAAAAACUUCAACUGAAUUUUGCCUCAUCAUGUUGCUUUCAAUUUCCUUGUCACUAUUGUCCUUUUUUUUUUUUUUAAAUUUUUCCUUUUAAUCCAGGUGAGAAUUGUGUUUCAAAAAUAAUUUCUGUGUGGUGAUGAGUUAGGUAUAUGAAAAUCCCAAGCAGCUUUCCCAAUGAAUAGAUGAAGUACUGAAAGGAGUUAAGCCUUUGGGAUUUAGGAUAGAAAUCUUUAUUCUGUGUAAUAUAUAUAUAUAUAUAUAUAUAUAUAUAUAUAUAUAUGAAUGUGUGUAUGUAUAUAUUUGAAACUGCAUCACAAAAGAUGAGAUUUUUACCUUGUUAUUUCAACUGCAUCCAUAAUGAUUGCUUCAAUAAUGGGAUCUGCAUGCUAAAACUGUAUUUUUUGAAAGCUUAUGAUUCACUUUGAAGCUGGAAACUAAUGGGCCAGGAAUGCCAGAAUUACAUCAGGAUAGUACAUUUGUCAAUAGCUGAGUUGAACAUUCUUCAGAUUGUUAAGGAUGGAGUACUGCUCCAUAGCAGCUCACAAGUUCUUUGCUCUAAAUUGGCUUUAAAUAACAAUUCCAAACUUGCAUGAAAAUAGUUAAACAAAUAGAACUGAUCUGGAAAUGGUUGCAACUGUUCCAACUGUACCAUAAUCUGGAGGUCUCACUUCCAAAUGAGAAUCAUCUUCUUGAGGCUCAUCAUUUCAUCUCAGUAGGUAGGGUUGUAAUUUUUUCCUCUAUAGGCAUCUGUUAAUUUGUCUAUUUUUCUGCACCAGCUGUCCCUUGACUUAUUACUGUCCACUCACAAAACCUCAGUAGAUCAUUUUAUAGCUUUUUAAGGUGUCCGCUCAUCCUUAGACUGAACAAUUUCCCAUCAUCUUUAAGUUUUUCUUCUGAUUGCUAUUUCUGUUUUCCCCAGACUUAGCAGCACACCUCCAUGCUGGUGUCCCUUUGUCUAAAAGAUGGAAAAUGAAAUAUGAAAGUGGUCAACUUUCAUAACAUAUAUCCCAGUAAAGGCCUUUUUUUCUUAACUCUACUACUAAUUUUUCUUAUAAAGCCUUCAGUGACUGGUUUUGAGAAAUCCAAGUAGACCUUGUCCACUACAUCAUCUCUGUGUGUGCACACUGACCACUUAAGAGCCCUCUCAAGGUUUGUAUGGCAGGAUUCCUCUUACAGAAGUUGCAUUGACCCUUUUCAAAUAGAUUAGAAAAGAAAGAAUUUGUGGCCGAGUAAAUGAGUAUGUUCCAGCUCUUCACUGAAGAUCUUCACCCUCUUUGUGCUAUGGCACUUGGCUGUAAAUGCUUGCCAUUAGUCAACUUCAUUGCUGUGUCCACAAGUGCUGAUUUUAAAAGAAUAAGAUUUCUAAAAGCACUUUGUGUGCUUCUCUUUGGCUUGGGUAGAUUUUCAAAAAUCGGGAAAGUAUGUAUUAACUUGAAAUUUCUUGUGCUUCUCAGCCUGUAGGAGACCUCUCUUUAAAUUCUGUUUUUCCUUUUUUAUUCCCAGGGAGAGCAGCUUAUUAAUAGUUGCCUUUGAUCACUCGUUAUGGAACAGGAGCGUCUGUCUUCAGGCUUAUUGCCAAGCAUCUUACUAGAGGCAACUUUUCUGAUAGCACUCAUGGGACUCAUCUGUUAAAUAAUCACCUUAAUGAGACGAAGAGAAUUUUUAAUACAAAUGAUGUAGGUCUACUGUUUCCAUUUUUAGUUCAUACUUUUCAGUGCAUAGUAGUGUAUGAGAGGAAAAGGAACCUAGAUGUCUUUGUAUUUUCCUGCCUCUGGUCUGUAAGUUCAUGGGCCCAGUGGGUUCUGUAUCUCCUUUAGUCACAAUGCCAGUGGCAUUGCUGAGGUGUCACUGAGGAUUGCUAAGAUGCUGUCAGAGUGCUGGGUACUUGCAUGGGAAAUAUGUUUGAUUUCAUGAAAUGAGUUGAGCUGCUUUUGGUUGUAUCUUACAGUGCUCGCAGAUCUGGAAUUCCUGAAUAUGUUGGGAGCUUCCUGAUGCCCAGCGUGAAAAAUAUGCUAGAAACAAUUGACAAAAGUUACUCAGCAAACAGUAUCAAGCCCAAUCCCUAUGCUCUCCAGAGUUGAAGAGCAGUCAGUAAUGAAGUAACCAUCAUUAACACUGCUUCUAUCUUGCCUUAAUGAAGAAUUGCAAAUACUGCAUUUUUGUAGAAAUGCUUUAAGGGAGGCUCAGAGAACUGCUGAUUAGUGACUGUUUGCAUUGGAAUGCAUAUAACUGAUCACAGAAUAAAAACCAAAACAGCUGGAAGAUCACUAUGAGAUGGUUUUGGCAAUGAAAUAAAAGGGUUUGAUUCA
This is a messenger RNA of Tympanuchus pallidicinctus (lesser prairie-chicken), 8472 nucleotides long. RefSeq names its product fibroblast growth factor 5 (gene FGF5). Gene Ontology annotation, biological process: regulation of cell migration; cell differentiation; positive regulation of protein phosphorylation. Gene Ontology annotation, molecular function: growth factor activity; fibroblast growth factor receptor binding. The record is from RefSeq and is a predicted model, not a curated record. Gene Ontology annotation, cellular component: cytoplasm. Lineage: Eukaryota; Metazoa; Chordata; Aves; Galliformes; Phasianidae. The transcript has 4 exons. Bases 1 to 753 code for a protein of 250 amino acids.